AUGGCCAGCGAAACCAACUAUACCGCCCUUCCUCCCACCGACACCACCCCAUCCUCCGAUUCUCCCCCCCCCAAAGUCGAGCCCAUCCUCCCCCAGAUCCUCGGAUCGCCCGAGCCCUGGCCCUGCGUCCUCUUCGACGUGAUCGCCCCGACGAAGCUCAAUCCCAUCUUCCUCGAGGACCUCAUCCACCUGGUCCGCCACGACAAGGUCAAACUCUACCCGUCCUUCAGCGCCAUGUGCGGCGCGCGCGCCCUCGUCACCGGGAACAUCGUCGUGUUCCUGAAGCCGGAGAAGCAUCUGACCAUCCAUAAUGCGAAUGCGGCGGGUAGGCUGGUGCUGCACCUCGCCGCUAUCGAGUAUUCUCAGGCCGGGGAGAAGGGGGCUCCCGUGGCGGUGGCCAGUAAAGCGGUGGAUGGGCCGGGCUGGACGUUGCUUGAGUAUAAGGAUUGGAGGGAGAUGUCGCGGAAGAAGGGAAAGGAUGAACUUUGA
Aspergillus clavatus NRRL 1 is the source of this 489-nucleotide messenger RNA. RefSeq lists its product as uncharacterized. The record is from RefSeq and is a predicted model, not a curated record. Lineage: Eukaryota; Fungi; Ascomycota; Eurotiomycetes; Eurotiales; Aspergillaceae. Bases 1 to 489 code for a protein of 162 amino acids. The transcript has a single exon.